AUGUGGCGAAGUACCACGGUCUCGCAAAACCUGGGUGGAGAUCGGACCCACACCCCCUGGCGCAAGAGGCACUACUCCCCACGCCAAUUGGGUCUCCCCACGUCAAAACGGGCAAAACAAAUCCGGAAUAGAAAGGAGGGACCCAGACUCGCGGCCUCGAAUAUAUUGAGCAAAGUCGACCGCUGCAUCGGACCGUCAUCGACA
Messenger RNA from Iphiclides podalirius (scarce swallowtail), 204 nucleotides. The record is from the annotation of a GenBank genome assembly. Lineage: Eukaryota; Metazoa; Arthropoda; Insecta; Lepidoptera; Papilionidae.